This is a messenger RNA of Nicotiana tabacum (common tobacco), 1753 nucleotides long. The record is from RefSeq and is a predicted model, not a curated record. NCBI's taxonomy places the organism in Eukaryota, Viridiplantae, Streptophyta, Magnoliopsida, Solanales, Solanaceae.
UUUGGUCGACAACUUUUGGGCGUGCGUCUAUUCAGUGAGGCCCAAGGCGCGCCUGAGCGUACGCUCGACCAGUUGGAGCCUGCGCCCUACAGAACUCCGCCCCCCAUAUCCGCCCAAGAGCGAUUUGCCAUCACCUCGCCUCAAUACGCGCUCGGAAACGCGCCCUGAUGACGCCUUUGAAAACACUGAAAUAAUUGUGAUACAUUUUCGGCCGAAAGUAAAUCAGUACAAUUUGUGGACUGGGCUUACUAGUGGCCCAAAGGCUUCAAAACAGAAGAAGCAAAAUUUACCCGACACGUAUGACCAUCAAAUCGCAGGAAGACUAAAAAAUAAACCUCAAAUAUUCACAAUCUUGAAAUAGCAGAGUUCCUACAAACGUUCACAUAUUCUCUCGAGUGAUCAUUAAAUAUGGAUUCAUCAAACCUUACAUCACUUCCAGAAGAAGGCUCAGAAGAAACCCAUAAUCUCCAUUCUGCCUUUUCUUCUAUCCCUGCUCGCCUUCCCAGUCAGACAUCUUCACAGAAAUAUGCACCUUUAGAUUGGUCAGAUUAUUUCGAUCGAGAAGAUGAUAUUCAGAUCCCAGACUCAGAUGAUGUAUUUCAUGUUUAUAUGGCAGGGACUGAAGGGCCUGUUGUUUUUUGCCUGCAUGGUGGUGGUUAUUGCGGGCUCUCAUUUGCAUUGGCAGCAAGCAAACUUAAGGAGAAAGCUAGGAUAGUAGCCAUGGAUCUCAGGGGACAUGGAAAGUCAGCUACACAAAAUGACGUUGAUUUGUCCAUUAAGGUACUUUCGAAAGAUACGCUAUGCGGUGAUGUGUUUUCUGUUUUGAAGACAAUGUAUGGAGAUGCUCCGCCUGCAAUUGUUCUUGUUGGCCACAGUAUGGGAGGUGCAGUUGCAGUUGACGUUGCUGCAAAAAAAUCACUUCCAAGUUUGGCUGGCUUGGUGGUUGUGGACGUUGUUGAGAUUGAAUGGAGUGUCAAAUCAGGCUCUUUGAGAAAUAUUGACUCUGCUCGUGUAUCAAUCCCCAACACAUUGAAAUAUGAUGAAUCAAAAAAAUGUUACACGCAUAGAGCAAGACUGGAAGAAACUGAGCAGUAUUGGAGAGAAUGGUACGAAGGCCUUUCAGAAAAGUUUUUGUCAUCUCCUGUUCCAAAGAUAUUGCUGUUAGCAGGGACAGACAGACUUGACAGAGCCCUCACAAUAGGUCAAAUGCAAGGGAAGUUCCAAAUGGUGGUUGUCAGACACACAGGCCACGCUAUACAGGAAGAUGUUCCUGAUGAAUUUGCUACUUUGCUACUCAAUUUCAUUUCCCAUAAUCGAAUAGGCCCACAUGGAAUUGAGAUACCUGGACUUCGUCGACCCCCUCGGUCAAAACCUUGAAUACUGUACUGUUGCAGAAUAAGAAUUUAACAGUUUGCAUUUGUAGCUUCUAGUUGCUUGCGCUGGAGGAUCCUUUGGGAGCAUGUUGGCGAAUGUUUUAAUAGAGAUUGUACAUAGAGUUGUCAGCUAUAAUAAAUUUUCGAUUUGGCAAACAAGACCAUUUAAAAACGUGUCACCUUUUGUUUCUUACUAAAGGACGACGUACUUAGUCUCCCCAUCUGUAUUCUUUAUCUCACUCUCCUCCCCCUUUCCUUCAAGAUUAAACUUGUACAGUUGCUUGUCUCAAGGGAAACCAUCUCUAAAGCUGAGGAACUCAAGGAUUGAAAACACAAGUUCUUUCCAUGAAUCAACAACAUUAAUUGUCAAUGGCACUAAA